Messenger RNA from Musca vetustissima, 709 nucleotides. RefSeq lists its product as uncharacterized. The record is from RefSeq and is a predicted model, not a curated record. NCBI's taxonomy places the organism in Eukaryota, Metazoa, Arthropoda, Insecta, Diptera, Muscidae. The coding region runs from base 8 to 709 and encodes 233 amino acids. The transcript is spliced from 2 exons.
UCUCAAAAUGUCAUCAAGUGAUUCGGAAGAUGAGGAGCAGAUGAAAAUGUUUUUGGAAGCCUCAGACACAACACUGCUGAACAAUGAUAUGUUUAAGGGCAAAGUUGAAGAGGAAACAAAUGACAAUAAAAAUGUUGGGAUAAAUGUUGUGAUCACAAAGAAAGAGGAAGAUAAACCCAAGUCCCAACGUUACCUUGUAGACGAAGAAGACACAACCGGAACAGAUUUUAAUUUACCCGAAUCUAUGCAAAAACAUUUGGCUAAAAAAUUCAAUGAUAUCUUAAAGGAAAAAUACGAAUUCUGUGAAGUAGUACAGGAAGAAUCAAACAAAAAGAAGACUAAAACAAAAAGUCGUGUUCGCCUAUUGAAUGGAUUUGAAGAUUAUGUAAAACCCUAUGAAGAAUUUGAAUAUGAAACGAAAGGUCCUGAUCGAAAGCCGGAAAUCAAAAGAAGAAUAAUUGAAAAUACUAACGCAGAUGAUGAAGAAUGUCUUAAACAAAUAGCCAUAGACGGAAAUGAUAUAUUGUCCGGCAAAGAAAUGAAAUGUUGGGCAAAGAAAAAAGAGCGAAAAGAUAAAAUAUUUCAUUAUCGCUUGGGGGCAAAUGAUAUUUGUCAUGCCAAAGAAGUUGUCAAUGAAUUUACACCAAUUAGACGCAAAAAUCAUUGGAGUGAAAAUAAAAUAAAAGAUUUUAAAAUUGUUAAAAAGUAG